AUGGCUAAAAAUCCAGCUCUUCAACAGGCAUAUUGUGACUUCAUGAAUGAGUACGAGUCACAAGGUCACAUGGUCAAAGCAUCACCUGUUGAAGACCAUUCUAGAUGCUAUUACCUACCACAUCAUAGUGUCAUCAAAGAGUCGAGUACAUCAACAAAGUUGAGAGUUGUAUUUAACGGUUCACAAAAGACAAAUACUGGUGAAUCUUUAAACGACAACUUGUACGAGGGUCCCAAGUUAUUGAAUUCUUUGGUGUCUGUACUCACACAAUGGAGAGCAUAUCAGUAUGUUUUUUCGUGUGACAUACGACAAAUGUUCAGACAGAUCAUCAUCCAUCCUGAUGAUCAAAAGUAUCAAAGAAUUCUUUGGAGACAUACACUCGACUCACCAGUUCAAGAGUACGAAUUAACAACCGUAACAUAUGGUACCAAACCAGCACCAUUUUUGGCUUUGGCUACUUUGAAGCAACUUGAACUGGAAGAGGGAGAUAGGUUCCCGUUGGUUAAAUCAGCUAUUUCACAAGGGUCAUAUAUGGAUGACAUAUAUGUUGGUGCUGAUAAUAUACAACAAGGGGUUGACAAGGUGGUACAAAUACAACAAAUGCUUCACUCAGGUGGCUUCGAGCUGAGGAAAUGGAUAAGUAACUCGAGUGAGUUAUUGAGUAAAAUUCCAGUAGAAUUUCAUGAGAAAUCAUCCACCUCGAGUGAUAGUAAUCAAGUUUUCAGGACACUUGGUCUCAAUUGGGAUACAACAGCUGAUUGUUUUAGUUAUAUUCCAAUAGUAUAUAAAGAACCUAAAGCAAUCACUAAGAGAGUCGUCUUAGCACAAGUGGCUCAACUAUUCGAUCCACUUGGUUGGAUAUCACCAGUCAUAGUUAAGGGUAAAUUAUUUAUGCAAUCUUUAUGGAAGAUUCAGCUUGACUGGGAUGAGCCAAUUCCUGAAAAUUUAUUGGGUCCAUGGAGAGACUUUGUCUCUCAACUGAGUCAUCUAUCUGAGAUAAAAAUACCGAGAUGGUUGAAUCUCACACCAACAGUUUCAUCCAUUGAGAUUCAUGGAUUUGGUGACGCUUCUGAUGCAGCAAUUGGGGCUGUAGUGUACUUGGUGUCUAUUGAUACUCUUGGUGUAGCCAAGAGUAAUAUAAUAGCAUCAAAAUCGAAGCUAGCACCUAUUAAGGCCGAAUCCAACAGCUCCAAUAAAACUAGAGCAACCUGGCAUCAUGUGCCAGGUGAGGAUAAUCCAGCUGAUAUCGUAUCACGUGGUACAUCAUCAUCACAACUGCAUACAGACACGUUGUGGUGGCAGGGUCCAGCCUGGAUUAUCAAAAGUCAAGAUUCAUGGCCUGUGUUGAGUAACCCAGAGAUAGACAUGACUCAGGUUGAAGAAAAGCCAUUAAUUUGCAAUGUGACGUCAACCAGACGUGAAGAAUUUUUGGACAACUUCUCGUCAUUGGUCAAAGCUGUUACAGCAGCAGCUUUGUGGAGAAGAUUUUAUCAGAGUUUCUCGUUGAAAUACCCUGUAAAUAAAUCUUCUUGGAUUACAUCUGAAGAACGUCAGAAUGCAUUGCUGGGCUUGGUAGUAAAUAAUCAACGGUUAUAUUUUCAUGAAGAGAUUAAACAAUUAUCAAAGGGUGAAACCUUGUCAAAGUCUAGUUCUUUGAUAAAAUUGACACCAUUCCUUGAUAGAGAUGGUGCUUUGAGAGUCGGUGGCAGACUGAGUAAAUCUCUCAUGACAAGUGAAGAAAAAUAUCCGUUGAUACUGCCAAAAGAGUCGAAACUUACUGAGCUGGUAUUACAUGAGUGUCAUGCAAAUACUUUGCAUGGUGGUGCACAACUUAUGUUGGCCACCUUGAGGCAACAAUAUUGGAUUGUUGGAGGACGUUUACCAGUCAGAAGUUUCAUUAAUAAAUGUGUUGUUUGUGUGAGACAUCGAGCUGAAGCUGCACAACAGUUAAUGGGUCAACUACCAGCAUCAAGAGUAUUGAAAUCAAGGCCAUUUCUCCAUACAGGAGUUGAUUAUGCUGGUCCGUUUGAACUGAAAACAUGGUCAGGUAAAUGCAACAGGUCAUACAAGGCCUACCUGGUUGUGUUUGUGUGUAUGGCGUCGUCAGCCGUUCAUCUCGAUUUAGCAACUGACUAUACAACUGAGGGUUUUUUAGCAGCAUUUAAGCGAUUUGUCAGUCGUCGUGGACGAUGUGAGAAAUUGUUCAGUGACUGUGGCACUAAUUUUGUGGGUGCAGAUGCGGAGUUAAAACGCAUGUUUAAGGCAUCCUCAAAAGAAGUAAAAAAUCUGGCCAGUCUUCUAGCAAAAGAUGGUACAGAUUGGAGUUUUAUUCCACCUGGAUCACCACAUUUUGGUGGUAAAUGGGAAUCAGUUGUAAAGUCAGCUAAACAUCACAUCAAAAGAGUCAUAGGUGAUCAUAAACUCACCUACGAGCACUUCAGUACCUUUCUGACACAAGUUGAGUGUCUACUCCACUCUAGGCCAUUGUGUCCAAUGUCUGAGGAUCCUGAUGACCUCCAGGCAUUGACACCUGGUCACUUUCUCAUUGGGGAACCACUUAAUGCUGUGCCUGAGCCAUCAGUGUUGGAUGUUCCUGACAAUAGACUCAACAAGUGGCGAUUGUUGAGGAAGUUUAUGGAGUCAUUUUGGGACAGGUGGUCGAAGGAGUACUUGCAAAAGUACUUAGUCAGGUCAAAGUGGUUAAAGACAUCUCCAUGCAUUAAAGUGGGUACAAUGGCUUUGGUCAUUGAUGAGAGAUUGCCACCCGGUAAAUGGGCAUUGGCACGAGUAACUGAAGUGUUUCCUGGAGCUGACGGAUUAGUCAGGGCAGUCACUGUGAAAACACAAACUGCUGAGUAUCAGAGGCCAGUGGCUAAGUUAUGUGUUUUGCCAAUUGAGGUCGCAGAUGAGUCCACAUCCUGGCGCAAACAUAAAUUAUUAACACUUUAUGAAAGAAAGUGUUCACAAAAUAAAGAUGAGCUAAUAUUACGUAGUAUUAGACGUGUUACAUUCACUGCAUUACAAAAACGUCAAUUUCGAAAAUUCUUUACAUUUCGUCGAAAAAAUGGUUUUAUUGAGGAUAAAAUAUAUCGUCAUUUAGAACCAGGCUGUGCAUUUCAACCUAAAUUAAAUCGUAUGAAAGCAUAUGAUCUUGAAGCAUUACCAACGUCAAAUCAAAAAAUGCAUUUAUAUCUUGGACAAGCUAGUUUUGAUUAUUCACAUAAUAAAGAUGCACGUGUAUUAGUUGAAGCAAUGGAUGAAUUAGAAAACACAAACAUUCACCUGGUUGUGAAUAAUAAUAAUAAUAAUAAUAAUAAUAAUAAUAAUAAUAAUAAUAAUAAUAAUAAUAAUAAUAAUAAUAAUAAUAAUAAUAAUAAUAAUAAUAAUAAUAAUAAUAAUAAUAAUAAUAAUAAUAAUAAUAAUAAUAAUAAUAAUAAUAAUAAUAAUAAUAAUAAUAAUAAUAAUAAUAAUAAUAAUAAUAAUAAUAAUAAUAAUAAUAAUAAUAAUAAUAAUAAUAAUAAUAAUAAUAAUAAUAAUAAUAAUAAUAAUAAUAAUAAUAAUAAUAAUAACAUUGCCUAUUUCGAAGAUCAAUGA
Molecule: messenger RNA, 3594 nt
Organism: Aphidius gifuensis
Lineage: Eukaryota; Metazoa; Arthropoda; Insecta; Hymenoptera; Braconidae
Exons: 4
Coding region: 1-3594 (1197 amino acids)
Biological process (GO): DNA integration; fatty acid biosynthetic process
Molecular function (GO): nucleic acid binding; acetyl-CoA carboxylase activity; ATP binding
Source: RefSeq, a predicted model, not a curated record